CCUAGUUGUAUAAGUUUCAAUCCCCCUUCCGAGAGUCGUUCAAUAUGACCCCUGUUUAUCCUAUAGAAGGAAUAUCUGUUGAGCCGGGUCAACCGCUUCCCGUCCGUCGCGACUGCAACGAGUGGGCUAAAGACCACGAGAAUAACAUACAAGUUUCUCUGUUUAUUCGAGCUCUCCAGAAGCUAUACGAUCUUCCAUAUGACCAAGACCUGUCGUUCUCUAGAAUAGCGGGAAUACAUGGCUUUCCAGCAAACGUGCCUUGGAACGACGCCAACCCCCCCGCAAAUAUUCAAGGGGGAACCACCGGUAUCUAUUGCGUUCACAAUCAGAUCACCUUCCCAACCUGGCACCGCGUGUACAUGCUUCUCUUCGAGCAACGGAUUCAUGAGCUUAUGCUAGAAGUUAUUUCAACCGACUUGACGUUUAACUCGGCAGAAGAGAAGAAAGCGUGGAUUAAAGAGGCCAAUCAAUUUCGAUUGCCCUAUUUUAAUUGGGCACGACCGAAGAAUUUCGAAAUUCCUCACAUAUAUACUAUUAACAAUAUCAAGAUUCGUGUUCCAAAAUCUCACGAUGGGUCGAAUAUCCCCCCAGAGCUAAUAGAAAACCCACUAUAUCGUUUCCAGCUCCGCGUGGGCGGGAAGCUUACGAAGAUGGGAGACCUUCCUAAGCCGUAUACGAUCGAAGACACUUCUGGAUUUCCGUGGUCAAAAUGCUCAGGUACUAGCCGAUGGGGCAUUGUCGAAAAUACCCCUGAGUCUAAAUGGUCUCAGGGCAUCAACAAUUGGCCCAAGGCAAAUGCUGCCAUUUCCUCACACACGUGGGAAGACCCAAAUGACAAGACUGAUAUCAAUAAUCAUACAGCCAGCGAACUUGUUUAUAGAAUUCUCUCAUCUUCCUACUGUAAGAAUUUUAGUAGUUUCGCUUCGACAGCAGCGCAACCAGAACAGAUCAACGUUUGGACGGAAUAUCUAUCGCUAGAGUACGUCCACAACGGGUUACAUGAUUUUAUCGGAGGGAGUAGUUUAAAGGAUGGGGCUGGCCACAUGUCAAAUGUCCCCGUAGCUGCUUUCGAUCCCAUCUUCUACAUGCAUCAUUGCUUCAUAGACCUCCUCUUUGCAAUUCGCCAGACUCUAUAUCCUGAUCAGUGGUUUACGGAAAAUGAUAACCCCAAAGCUGGAGACAACCUACCUCCGUUCCGACACGAAUCUGAGCCGGGGGAGUUCAACUACUAUAACUCCGAUCUCACAAGGAAUUGGAGGAAAUAUGGCUAUGAUUAUGACAUUACUUCGCUGGAGAACGGCAGAAAUCAGGAGUAUCUUGAUAGGAUUCGUGAACACAUUGAUGGAUAUAUGAAUACUGGACAGUUGCUGAUGAAACAUCGCCACGGCACGCGAACUCCUGAUAUUCCCUUUGACAAACAUGACGAUUAUAUCAUCAACGUCAUAUAUGACCGCCAUGCCCUUGGAGGAGAUCCUUAUACCAUUCACUUUUACUUAGGCGACGUUGCAGGGCAUGAGCCUCUGUCUCCAUCGCUACAUCCCCACCAUGUAGGCAGCGUGAGUACAUUUAGUUUCCGCGCUCAGAGAGAAGGAACAGUACACUGCGGAAGCUGUGUGCAGCAGGCCGAAAAAGGCGUCCUUUCAACAGCCCAAGUCCCGCUAACAAUUGCCUUGCACAAAAUCGCUUCUAACCCCAGCAUCCCGGGCUUAUCGGAAAUAUCUCCUAAUGUCGUAGAAACAUACUUGAGGGAUAAUCUCCGCUGGAGAGCUAUAUCGAGUUCCGGAAUUGAGAUAAACGUAGAUCGUCUCCCUCGAACGAGAAUAUUCAUGCUCAAGGGCGAGGGAACACAUUUUCCUAGCCGCUCCAAGAUGUCUGAGUACUCCAACUAUACGGCGAUGUCUAGUGUGACACACAAUAGACCGUGGGGUGCAAACCAUAGUGAUUACUAAGUGGUGGGCUUGUUUUCUUAGCUCUGUGGUUUCGCUGGAAACACUAGUUGUAUUUUUAAAGUAAGAAAGAUGAUGAGAACAAAUGAGUAUGCUCGUAUGGGAUGCAUUAAAUACGGACAUCUCUAUUUUCACUCGUUACAUUGGGGAUAGAGGCUUGUCCUUUGGUUGUUUGUUGGGCGCCUAGGUAUAUAUAACAGGUCUCAUCACGCUCUUUAGAGAAUAGGAAUACGUAUUUGGGUAAUUGGUAGAGAUGAUAUAGAAAUAUCGUCAGCUAUCACUCAACUAUCAGUUAAGCAUGGUCUUAUCCAAACCUAUAUAAAAA
This is a messenger RNA of Hypoxylon trugodes, 2271 nucleotides long. RefSeq lists its product as uncharacterized. Bases 45 to 1949 code for a protein of 634 amino acids. Gene Ontology annotation, molecular function: oxidoreductase activity. The record is from RefSeq and is a predicted model, not a curated record. Lineage: Eukaryota; Fungi; Ascomycota; Sordariomycetes; Xylariales; Hypoxylaceae. The transcript has 8 exons.